AUGACUAUGGACGUGAGUAAGUCGGAGACGAAUAAAAAUGGCACCACGCCGCAAGAGUGCGCCGGUUGCGAGAAAACGAUCACGGAAAGGUUUUACCUAAAGGCCCUGGACCUCUACUGGCACGAGGAUUGUCUGAAGUGCGGCUGCUGCGACUGUAGGUUAGGAGAGGUCGGCUCUACCUUGUUCACGAAGGCCAACCUUAUCCUCUGCAAGAGGGACUACUUCAGGCUGUUCGGGAACAAGGGAUACUGUUCGGCCUGCAAGCAGCAGAUACCGCCGUUCGAAUUGGUCAUGAAGGCCAGGGCAAAUGUCUAUCACCUCGACUGUUUUGCCUGUCAACAGUGCAGUUAUCGGUUUUGCGUGGGCGAUCGAUUCUACUUGAACGAGAACAAAAUCCUCUGCGAGUACGACUACGACGAGAUGCUAGCGUUCGCCAAUAUGUCAGCACAAACACCCGCCUCGCUGGCGUACAUCAAAAGGCAACUGCCCCCAACGCCGACGCCGCCUGGCCAGAACAUGCAUCCCGGUCACAAUCCACAGCAACCUCAUCAGGGACUUGGUCAGUCGGUGGGUCAACAUAAUCACGUGUCGAACGGUCAAAUGUCGGGGAGCACACCAACGGCGAACGGGACAGCCAUAGGUGUCGGUGGUCCCAGGGCCCCCGGGGACAUGAACAACAACGGACUGUCGGGGCCGGCCCUCGGCCCGGUGAAACCUCCGCCGAUGUCCGUGCAGGCGUCGACCAGCUGAAACGAGCUGUCACCGCCAUUGAAGAAACUCAGGUGUCUCAGCGGUUACUAAUGCCGCGCGACCAAUGCGCAAUCUGAGAACGUUGAUCGACGUAGCCGGCGGACGUGCACAAAAACCACGCGAAAAGUGAACGCGUCCGCGAAUGGACCAGAGUGACAACACAGCACAACAGACGGGUGGAAAGGGUGGGAGGCGUAACGAAUCGCGAGGAUCCGCGAUUCCGUACGAAACCGACGAAGAAAACGUCGGGUGCCGACUUCCGGCGAAGUAUCCCCGCGGACGACGCAUCACCGGGCGAUCGAACGUUUUUUUGCCGGUGGACUUCGUCGGGAUGUUCGGCGGAUAUAAUCACUGUGAUCGCGCGAAAGAAUGUGAAAGAAAAAUUUAACGGAGAAUUUUGUUGAUAAUUAUAUCGGUCCGUAAGAUCGUACUAACGCGUAUAUAUGUUAUAUAUACACGGACAGACGUGUACACACACACACACAGAGAAUCUAACUGGAUAUACAGAGAGGCACACCGUAUACGCGUCUUGUAAAACACACAGACACACAUACAUACACGGUACCGACAUGUAACGAUAAAAUAGACGAUUUUAUGUAAGAUACAUUUCUAGAGUGGCGUGAACGAUUUAGAGGCGUGCGUGUGUGGAAGUGAGCGUGCGGGCGAACGUAGCAGAGUUUUAUUGUAAAUAAUCCGGUAUCGUUGACUCUGCCAUUCACCACACCCCCCCCCUUCCCCUUAAAAGACUAUCAGUAUAC
Molecule: messenger RNA, 1508 nt
Organism: Dufourea novaeangliae
Lineage: Eukaryota; Metazoa; Arthropoda; Insecta; Hymenoptera; Halictidae
Product: LIM domain only protein 3-like
Exons: 4
Coding region: 1-750 (249 amino acids)
Biological process (GO): positive regulation of transcription by RNA polymerase II
Cellular component (GO): nucleus
Molecular function (GO): DNA-binding transcription factor binding; transcription coactivator activity
Source: RefSeq, a predicted model, not a curated record